Messenger RNA from Solea senegalensis (Senegalese sole), 6921 nucleotides. It is a transcript of the gene pcnx2, whose product is annotated as pecanex 2. Bases 321 to 6680 code for a protein of 2119 amino acids. Gene Ontology annotation, cellular component: membrane. Lineage: Eukaryota; Metazoa; Chordata; Actinopteri; Pleuronectiformes; Soleidae. The transcript has 40 exons. The record is from RefSeq and is a predicted model, not a curated record.
GAGGAGAAGAGGACAGGAUGAGGACCGCGGCAGCAGCAAAAGCGAUGGAUGAACCGACAGUGGGAUGGGAAGAGGCAGCAGAGAGGACGACAGCAGCAGCAGCAGCAGCGAGGUAAACCGACGAGGCAUGCAAGAGGAGGAGAAGGAGUCGUGCUGUGCUGCAUCACACCAACAUGGAGGCGUACAUCGCGACUGUAGCACGCGUUAGAGAGGAGACCAUUUCAUUGUAGACGAGCAGCAUCAUCACCGUCAUCAUCAUCACCAUCCGUCCGUCCAGCCUGAGCGGAGAGGAGGAGAGAGGAGCAGGAGGAGGAGGAGAGAUGGGCUCCCAGGUGGUGCAGACCCUGCGCCAGGGAGUCUGGGCAUCUCUGACCGGAGGCUGGUACCACGAACCGGACCAGAACAAAUUCAACAACUCCUGCCACCUCUAUCUGUGGAUAUUCCUCCUGAUGUUGCCCCUGUCUCUACAUUUGGCCCUGCCGCCUACAACCAUGGCCCUGAGCAUCUACUGCACCUCCAUCACUGUCUUCUUCAUCCUCAUCAAGAUGGCCAACUACCGGCUGCAUCUGAUGUUCGAUGAGGGUGAGGCAGUGGUCCGCAGCAGCCUCUCUGACCUCAGCAAGGCCCAGGAGAAGAAAAGUAAUGCGUCGGAGGCCUGUUUGCCCACCAGCAUCAGGAAGAGCAGCACGGUCCCAGACAGUGUUGCCAUGACGAUGUUGGCCUGCAAGCGCCCCAGUCCGGUGAUCCAGGUGACGGUGAAACAGACGGAAACCGACCCCGGCCUGAUUGGGGUGGACUGUUCGAAGUCUGAGGAGGGGAAGACGUUGGAAGAGCAGGGUAAGAGUAAUGCAGAGGAGAAGCCUGUGGAGGAAGGAGUCCACUUAAGUCCAGAGCCUUCUCCAGAUGACCUGUCCAGUCCCAAUCCUGACCAGGCCGCCCCGCUGCUGCAGGCGCAGCAGAGGCCUCCAUCGUGUGCGGGAAGAGAGGAGACAGGGACAGGAAAGACGGAUGAGGGGAUAAGUGAAAAUGGAGAUUCAAAAGAAGGAAUGGAUCUACAGAGUGCAGACGGAGAAAAAUCAGAGCAGGGACGAACGGCAGAGAAAGUCUCGGAGCAAGACACAAUAGGGGAGAAAGAGACUGUAGACAGGGAAACAGCUGAUGAAGGUCUGCCUUCCUCGAAGGGGAGUGAAGAGGAGAGUGAGGAGGAGAACGAUGCACAAAAAGAGCUCUCGGAUGACAACAACAACUCCCUGGAGACUCCCCGGGAGAAUCAGGAGGAUUUUAUUGACGUCUCAGAACCUUCUGCACAGGGUGGGCCACUGGAGGAGACGUACUGCUCUGACGAGAUUGAAGUGGUUCUGGUAGACAACUCUGGCCCUGGGCCCGCGUCAAUUCACCUGGAUGACAGUGAUACAGUCAAGAUCAUCAUCACCAUGAGCUGCGACCCUCAGACUGCUGCUCGGCUGGAGGAGAGUGUCAAGCAGAGCAUUCUGGAGAACGCACAGGCUCAGAAGGACGCAGGAGAAUGUCACAUCAAGAUCCCUGUCAUCACCUUUGACUCCCCCGAGGACGAGAGGCAGGAGGUGGAGGGAGGAGAAGAGGUCACGGUCUCAGAGGAAGAGUUGACACCGAAACAGCAACAGGUGACAAGUCAAAGCGAGGAGUUUCAUCUUUGUAAGGAAACGACCAGCUCGGAGUCUGCCACACUCGAUUGUCCAGACCCAGACCAGGAGCGUCUCGGCCCGCCGCUGACCAACGACAGCUUACCGAGCCCGCUGUUGACAAACAGCUCGUCAGGUAUCGACGUCCACUCCCACCCUGACGACACAGACCCUCUGGAUGUUAACGUGGAUUCGCAAGGGUUCCUGCGUCUGCCGCCAGCUCUGGGCCGCUACGGGCCCGGAGGACGGACUCACAUCCGAGGACUGAGCAUGGACAGUGGGAAAGAUGCAGUGCUGCUUUCAGACCGCUCACACAACACAACCAUGACCACUUCCAAGUCAGAUCUGGAAGCAAAGGAGGGCCAGAUCCCCAAUGAAUCCAACUUCUUGGAGUUUGUUUCCUUGUUGGGUUCCCUCAGCACCCGAGGGUGUGGGACCAGCGUGCAGGAAGAAGAGAAGCUGGAAGGCAAACAGGAAGUUGGAGAGGAGAAGGAAGAGAAUCUGAGUAUGAAUUCCAGGCCAGAUGAUACGUUAUCUAAGACCGACACUGACAAAACUGAGAGACCAAAACCACCCACCAGCCUGCCUACAGACACACUGCAGGCUAUGCCACUCACACAGAUCCCAAUCGUCUCCCCGGACAGUCCACAAACAGACAGAGAGAAGGACCCAGAUUAUGACUCCCUGCCCUCACAAACCUCUCAGUCAGAGAGUUCUAUGCUGCAGGUCAUCUGCAGACCAGAGGCUACCAACAAAGAGGAAGCAUACACCUUCCAUACUGUCCACAGGGACAGGCCUCGAAAGCUGUAUGCAGAGAGAGCCCUUAACCUGCCACUAGGAGCUGAGCUCAUCACUGGCAACAUGUGUGACCUGCUGUCGACUUCUUCCAACUCGGAGUGCCAGGACGGACUGGUGGGUCACACGGACUGCCCCUUCCAGCGACGCAUUAUCCCCGCACACAGGCUCCGACCUCGGAGGACGCACCCGGAGAUCUUUCAGGAAGAAGACUCUUUGGAUGAGUCAUCAGACACUUCCACUCAGGAGAAACCAACCAGGAAGAUUUAUUACAAACUGGAACUGUUUCCUGGGAAGUGGAUCAACAUUUUAUAUGACAGACUCACCCUACUUGCUCUUUUGGACAGAAAUCAAGAUGUUUUGGAGAAUCUAGUUGCAGUCUUCAUGGCCUUCAUGGUUUCCUUCCUCGGGUUUGUGCUUCUCAACCACGGCUGCUUCAAAGACUUCUGGGUCUUCCAGUUUUGCCUGGUCAUCGCCAGCUGCCAGUAUUCCUUACUUAAGAGUGUUCAGCCAGAUGCAGCUUCACCAACACAUGGUCACAACCAGCUGGUGGCCUACAGUCGAGCAGCCUACUUCUGUAUAUUCUGCACUCUGAUCUGGCUGUUGGAGCUGCUGUUGAGGCAGAAGGACCUGCCUGUGUCCACGCUGUACGGGGUCACCAUCGUCUGCCAUGAUGUCUUGUGCUUCUUACGAGACCUGUUAGUGGGUUUUACCUACUGCUUUCCAAUCAUCUUCCUGGUUGGCCUCUUACCUCAGAUCAACACGUUCACAAUCUACCUGUUGGAGCAGAUUGACAUGCAUUUUUUUGGAGGGACAGCUGCCACAAGUCUCAUAUCUGCGAUCUACAGCAUCCUCCGCAGUCUGACUGCUCUGUCUCUGCUCUACGGCUUCUGCUUCGGAGCGCUCAAGGAGCCGUGGGAUGAGCAGCACACACCUGCUCUGUUCUCUGGUUUCUGUGGCCUUUUGGUGGUUUUCUCCUACCACCUCAGCCGACAGAGCAGCGACCCGUCCAUUCUGCUAUCUCUGAUCAAGUCAAAGGUGAUGCCGGCUCUGGUGGAGAGUGAGGAAGAGGAGGAGGAGGAAGCUACAGAGAUUAAAGACCCCUUACCUGAGAAACUGCAGAACUCUGUGAAAGAGAUCCUGCUCUCUGAUGUGGUCGUCUGCUCUAUCGCCUACAUCCUCACCUUCGCUAUAACGGCGAGCACUGUGUUUCUGUCUCUCAAGCCCUUUGUCACCAUCGUGCUGUACGCUCUGGCUGGGACUGUGGGGUUUGUCACCCAUUACCUCAUCCCGCAGCUGAGGAAGCAUCACCCUUGGUUGUGGAUCUCACACCCGGUCCUCAAGACUAAGGAGUACCAUCAGUUUGAACCGAGAGAGGACGCUGUGCUGAUGUGGUUUGAGCGACUGUACGUGGGGCUUCUGUGCUUUGAGAAGUACGUGGUUUACCCGGCCAUAGUGCUGAGUGCACUGACCAACGAUGGCUUCGCUCUCAGUCACCGCAAGAAGCUGGGAAUCCACUGUGAUGUUCUCCUGACGACCGUCGCUGGGCUGAAACUCCUGCGUUCGUCCUUCUGCGACCCCAGCUUCCAGUUCCUCACGCUGCUCUUCACACUUGUCUUUUUCCACUUUGACUGUCCACGUGCCUCAGAGAGCUUCCUGCUGGACUUCUUCAUCAUGUCUAUUGUUUUCCACAAGAUGCGUGAGCUGUUGCUGAAGCUCCAUUUCAUCCUGGUUUAUAUUGCUCCCUGGCAGAUUGCCUGGGGCAGCGCGUUCCAUGCCUUCGCUCAGCCGUUUGCGGUGCCUCAUUCAGCCAUGCUGCUGCUCCAGACUCUACUCACCACCGUCUUCUACACACCGCUGGCUCCCUUCCUCGGCAGCGCCAUCUUCAUUUCCUCGUAUCCACGGCCCAUCAGGUUCUGGGAGCGAAACUACAACACAAAGCGUAUCGAUAACUCCAACAGCAGACUCGUGUCCCAAGUGGACAAAGAGACAGGGUGCGAUGAUAACAACCUGAACUCCAUAUUUUACGAGUAUCUGACACGCUCGCUGCAGCACUCACUUUGUGGUGACCUCAUGCUGGGCCGAUGGGGCAACUACAGCGCCGGAGACUGUUUCAUUCUGGCGUCUGACUACCUCAAUGCCCUGGUCCACGUGAUCGAGAUCGGCAACGGGCUGGUCACUUUUCAGCUGAGGGGUCUGGAGUUCAGAGGUACGUACUGCCAGCAGCGAGAGGUGGAGGCCAUCACAGAGGGCGUGGAGGAGGACGACGCGUGCUGCUGCUGCGAACCGGGCCACUUGCCUCACAUGCUGUCGUGCAACGCUGCUUUCAACCUGCGCUGGCUGGCCUGGGAGGUGAUGGCCACCAAGUACCUGCUGGAGGGUUACAGCAUCAGUGAGAACAACGCUGCCACGAUGCUGCAGGUGUACGACCUCCGGAAGCUGCUCAUCACGUACUACCUGAAGAGUAUUGUCUACUACCUGGUCCACUGCCCCAAACUGUCCACUUGGCUGAAGGAUUCCAGCAUCCAGGAGGCGCUGCAGUCUUACACCAAGUGGCACCACAUUGAGCGGGACCCGCAGGUCUUCAGCGUGAAAAUCGAUGAAGACUACGUGCACUGUCUGCAGGGGGUGACGCGGGCCAGCUUCUGCAAUGUCUACCUGGAGUGGAUCCAGUACUGUGCUGGAAAGAUGGAGACGCCUGUGGAAUGUGAUGAAGACUCUCCUCUGGUGACUCUGUCCUACGCUCUGUCCGUCCUGGGGAGGAGGUCCCUCGGCACUGCGUCACACAACAUGUCCAACAGUCUGGAAUCUUUCCUGUACGGUUUCAACACCCUGUUUAAAGGCGACUUCCGCAUCGCCACCAAAGACGAGUGGGUUUUCACCGACCUGGACCUCCUGCAGAAGGUGGUGGCUCCUGCUGUCAGAAUGAGCCUCAAACUGCAUCAGGAUCACUUCACCUGUCUGGAGGAGACUGAGGAGGCGUCCAUCUUGUACGAGGCCAUCACAAACUACCGCAGCAGCCUGGUCAUCUGCCACGAGAGCGACCCGGCUUGGCGUAAGGCGGUGCUCUCCAGCCGCGACACACUGCUCACGCUGAGGCACAUGAUCGACGACGGCACGGACGAGUAUAAGAUCAUCAUGCUCUACAAACGCCACCUCAGCUUUAAGGUCAUAAAGAUCAAUAAGGAGUGCGUGCGAGGUUUGUGGGCAGGCCAGCAGCAGGAGCUGGUGUUUUUGCGGAACCGGAACCCAGAACGUGGCAGCAUCCAGAACUCAAAGCAAGCACUGAGGAACAUGGUCAACUCGUCCUGCGACCAGCCACUGGGAUAUCCAAUGUAUGUGUCGCCGCUGACGACGUCAUACGCAGGAACACACCGCACACUCCGCAGCAUCGGAGGAGGAGCUUUGAGUCUGGAUGCCAUCCGCUCGUGGCUCUGCUCUAAAUGGUUACGGGUGCGUAAGGACAACAUGACCAGCUGUAACAGCGGAGUCAACAUGGAGGACGUGGACUGUGGUGCCGGUGGUUCGUCCUCGCUGAGCCACAACCGCCCGUCCUCUGUCACGUCCAACAGCCUGAGCCUCCACCAGCACAGAGCCAGGACGACACACAGCCACCGACACCACAACGCAGCGAGGAGGGAGUACCGCAGCCGCUCAGUGCAGCCCCAGAGUCAGCGUCCACCUGUCAGCAGCCAAUCAGGACCCAUCCUGGACUCAGGCUCCACCCAUGGGCUCGUCCAACGUCUGUCCAACAGUCAGCUGUCCUUUAACACCUCCAUAGCCUCUAUAUUCUCCCAGGUCCCCCGUCUCUCAGGAGCAGGUGGGAUCAGCUCACAGAUCCAAACAUCACAGCAUCAGCAGCGUUCCAGUCAGGUGUCCUCGUCCUCAUCCACGCUCAGCCUGCUGUUUGGGAAGCGCAGUUUCUCCAGCGGCCUGGUGAUCUCGGGACUGUCGGCCGCCGAGGGAGGCAACACGACGGACACGCAGUCCUCGUCCAGUGUCAACAUCGCCAUGGGGCCCUCACACAGGUCGAGCAGCAGGGCCACACAGUGGACAUCCGAGCCAUACGAGAGCGUAGACGCCAGCCACUCCCACGUCGCAGUCACAGUGAAAGACGGCACACAGUCAGGUGACCGAUGCUGCAGCCAGGGGUUGGACGAGACCCAGGAGGACUCGGCGUCUGCUUCAACGGCUCCGGAGGCAACUGAUCAGAAGACCGUCUGAGAGAGAGAGAGAGACAACACGCACACACGCGCACUCUCACACAUGCUUCUAUACAGAGAGGACUGUAUGAAAAGUUACACAUACACAGAAGAGUACAGAGGACUGUAUGAGAGCAUCCAUGCACACAGAGCUGCCUCCUCUCCUGUCCUCAGCAUGUGGUCUCACCCUGUUGUCUGAAUGUAAACUAGUCUGAAAACGUGAUCUUGGCUCCAGAUGAUGAAUUAAAGACAUUUUUAAAUGA